UCCCUUUUGCAAUCUCAUCACGCUUCUGAGUCGACGCAAGUGGUAUAUCAUGUAUACGAAUGGGCGUACUACAUGUACUUAUACUUGUAGGACCUAUAGAAUCUAGACAGGGACUGUGAUCAUCUUCUAAGCUAUCACAUCAUGGGUCAAAUCCCUAAAUGGUCCACUUGGCCAGUCCACUGCGGCUAUGUAGCGCUCUGAUUGUUUGCUGCACCACCCACAUCUCUCAAUAGAGACCUUUGCGGAUCAAAAGAUUCAACAAUGGUUCCACAGUUCCGUCUGGUAUAUAUUCAGCUCACCCGUUGUCAUUCCAGUCUACCAGAGCCCCUUACUUCCUUCAAAUCACUUAACUCACUAUUUUUGAUCGCGACAUAGACUUGCAUUGCAUCAUGUGUAAAUUUGUAGUUCCCAUUCGUACUUGCUCGAAGUGCCACCAAAACGAGCCGCUUUUCAACGAGAAGGAAAGGCGGCUGUCGCAUGUCAUUGAAAAGAAUGAGCGAAAGCCAACAUACAUGACACCUCCCCAGGACUGCUAUUCGCGGUGGUGUGUCUUCAGCAGUGAACACCCUGUUACUUGCCACUCCUGUUGGAUCACUUGUAAACAAACACAUGGCAAAACACGCGAGAUUCGGGGUGGCUCACCUUCGUAUGUUUGCCACAACUGUGCCUCAUGCCCUCGGCGGUGUUGUCCGAGGCAGCCGCUUCAGGACGUGGGCAAUGGCAUGCUUCGUCGACGGGAACUUGGUUGGUUUGCUGGGUCAACAAGAUCCUCCGCCAAAUAAUAUCCGGCGCAUGGCGUUUGUAUAUACAUUUGUUACCCACUGCGAAAUAAUAAAUCCAUUCAUACGCCGUUGCUUUCAGACUAA
Messenger RNA from Suillus bovinus, 866 nucleotides. RefSeq lists its product as uncharacterized. The record is from RefSeq and is a predicted model, not a curated record. The transcript has 4 exons. Bases 390 to 782 code for a protein of 130 amino acids. NCBI's taxonomy places the organism in Eukaryota, Fungi, Basidiomycota, Agaricomycetes, Boletales, Suillaceae.